Messenger RNA from Sporothrix schenckii 1099-18, 2433 nucleotides. RefSeq lists its product as uncharacterized. Bases 1 to 2433 code for a protein of 810 amino acids. NCBI's taxonomy places the organism in Eukaryota, Fungi, Ascomycota, Sordariomycetes, Ophiostomatales, Ophiostomataceae. The transcript is spliced from 2 exons. The record is from RefSeq and is a predicted model, not a curated record.
AUGGAUUCGUGGCAGUUCGAGUACAGUUCGGCCGAUAUCCAGGAUACGUCGGACUGGACUGUGGGCCAGUUUCCGGGCGAUGAUUCUUGGUCCUCCUUUUCUGCACACGAACCUGCGAGCGCAGACAAGAGCAACGGACACACCGCUUUCCCGCUCAUGCCGGACGUGCCCAAGACCAACUUGGCUACCACUGCUACCACUGCUACCAGUCUUCAGAGUUCCUGCAGCGUUGCUCAGUACAUCAAUAGCCUUCCGCCGCACAAGCGCGCCAAGGCAAAAGCCAUGCAAGAGGCGGCCGACUCAUUCAAGGCCGACUCGCACGAGAUGCUCUCCCAAGACAGCGAGAGAUUUGCCACGGACAAUUUGCCCGAGGAUAUGCAGGAGGAGCAAGAGACGGACAUGAUGAAGACCCCCGACGUCGCCGCCCCUGUCUCAGAUGCCCCCAAGCCCACCUUUGUGAGCCCCAAGCGGUGGAUCAUCACGAACGAGGAAACCAUCCGUCUCAGCGACGGCAGGACCAUUUCCAGCACGCAUCUUAGUCUUGUUGACUACGACGACCCCCGCGUGGAACUGUGCCGUCCGGACGAGAGCAAAGUCGUGUACGUCUCAAGCCCGUUCGACAACGCCUCUCUGCCCCCUGCGCGCAAGGAGUGGUUCGUGCCGUCGCCUGCCCUAAUCGCCGAUGCCAGCCCCCAGGUUAUGGACCUUGCCCUUCCCGAGGCGGACAAUCCAGGCGCGACAGGCCCCAUGGAAAUGAACGGCAGCACCAACUCAAGUGGUAGCGGUGAUGCUGCGGCGCCUGCCUCUGGUGGCAGCCCUGACGAUACGAACGUGCCCCAACCCCCGGAGCAGGAUGGGCUCUCCUCGCCCACAUUUGACAAGAAUGAACCCGGCAUCUCAUCGCCCAAGUGGGACAAUCAGGGUUCCUGGACCGGACAGCCCGAAAAGUCCUGGGAAUGGAACGACAGUGUUACCGCCAUGCCCGAAAAGGUUGACUUGGAGCAGCCCGAGCACCAUCACCAUCUCGUUGCCUCGGACGAGGCCUACAGCAACGACAAAGCAAAGGUCGAUGAUUCGGCCCGGAACGAAUUUGCCUCUGUGGACACGUCACCCGCAACAGUUCCCCCGACGCCUUUUUCCCCGACACCUGACGUCGAAGCGGAAGCGGCCGCUGGCAAGAAAUCGACCCCUGCGCCUACCGACGACGCCGCGCAGAAGGACGCUCAAAAGGACACUCAAAAUGCUGCGCAGCACACCGGCACUUCCACAAACAACACUGGACUCGUCACAAAGUCGAAUACUAUGACUCACCAGUCUCUGGCCGUCACCGAGGUUGACAACCCGACCCUCAUGGACACACCGAUCAUUGAUACCGGUGGUCCUGACACGCCCCUGAUGCCAGCAAUGAUCCCAGAGUUGGUCAACGUCCUACCGCCACCUGGACGUGCAAAGUCGGUGAGCAGCUCGUCGUCUGUGGAGACGGCCGUCGAGAGCCUGCAUACCUCUGUGGGCAGUGGCGAGUCGGCUCUGGCUCCGCCCGAGAAGGCCCUGGCGUCUAAUGCCUACUUCGUCAGCCGCUGGGCCGAAUCUUUGGCCAAGUAUGGGCCGACCGACUGGCAUGGGUACUAUUUUACCGUCGAAGACCCCGCUGCUGUCACCACACCCCGGGCCAUUACGGCCAUGAAACGCGGAAGCGCAAAGCAGGACGGCGCCAACCACUUCGCGCCCAGCUUGCUCGAAGAGCGCGCCCACUCCCAUGUUCCCGCCGGCGACGACCACACCGAACUGAGUGCCGACCGCUACCGCCUUCCGACCCUUCGCGCCUUUGGCAAGCGUGCCGUGCCUGGCUUUGUCGACUGCAAGCUGCGCCUGGGCGCAUUCCGCUUCCAGCACGACGACUCCGGACCCGCGGAGCCGACCGGGCCCUUGCAGAACCUGCGGAUGACGAUCCUGUGCAACUUUGCCCGGCAGUGCCGCGAGGCCUUGCACACGGCCACGGCCGAGGGGCCUUUGACCAUCAACAAGAAGGACGAAGGCGGCGACGUCAUUGUCCUGCCCCUGGCGCCCGUCGACCCCGACACGCUCCGCGUCUGCCGCCGCUGCGGACGGGCCCAGGAGUUUGUCAUGCGCUCGCAGCACGGCCGUCUGUUCCUGGAGACGGUGCUCCGGCCGCUGUCGGAGGCCUACACCUACGCCGACAUGGUGGCCCACGUCAACACCUGCGUCAUUGAGCGCAUCUACUCCGAGGGCGGCAUGGGCCCGUCGUCCAAGGUGCCCACCGGCACGCUCUGGCAGGACAUCAAGGCGAUGCCCAUCUACCACGACUACCAGGGCGCGCUGAUCCUGGCGGCGCACAAGCGCCGCGUGAUGCGCGAGCUGCCCAUUGACACGGACACCUACGGUUUUUUGUUUGGGCGCAAGGACCGGCAGUAA